This is a messenger RNA of Telopea speciosissima, 699 nucleotides long. RefSeq names its product CASP-like protein 4C1. Bases 22 to 615 code for a protein of 197 amino acids. The transcript is spliced from 3 exons. The record is from RefSeq and is a predicted model, not a curated record. NCBI's taxonomy places the organism in Eukaryota, Viridiplantae, Streptophyta, Magnoliopsida, Proteales, Proteaceae.
AACAAGAAGGACCCAGCGAAGAUGAGAUCUCCUCCGCCACCGUCGUCUCUUAGGAACGGAGAAACCUCGCCUCGAAUGGCGCCGGCAGUCCCUCAUUUCCAGUCCACCGUGUCCGUACAUAAGCUUCGACGCUUCAACACGCUGAUACUGGUUCUCCGCUUCUCCUCUUUCUGUUUCUCUCUUGCUGCUGCCAUCUUCAUGUUCACUAACUCCCAUGGCUCCAGUUCUCCCAGCUGGUUCGACUUUGAAGCUUUUAGGUUUGUGCUGGCUGCAAAUGCAAUUGUUGCCUUGUAUUCGUUUGCGGAGAUGGGAGCUUCGAUUUGGGAGAUUCUCAAAGGCACCACUUUGUUCCCGGAGACUGUACAGGUCUGGUUUGAUUUCGGUCAUGACCAGGUUUUCGCGUACCUGCUGUUGUCUGCGAACGCUGCGGGAACGGCAUUGAUCCGGACUUUCAGAGGAGGAGAAACUUGUACGGUGGUGAACAUGUUUUGCGUUCAAUCCUACAUCUCCAUUGGCCUGGGCUUCGCAGGCUUCCUCUUCCUAGGAUUCUCUUCGUUGCUCUCUGGUUUCCGGGUCGUUUCCUUAAUCAUCAAUGGCUAUCGUUUUCAUGUCUAAACUUUUCUUUACCUUUUUCUCUUCCCAUCUCUUUUCUCCAUUAAUGUCAACCUACCAUCAUUGUGUACUGUAUGUAAACACGGU